AUGGACAGGCCUCCAUCGGCUAUGCCCUGGCCGAGGCUUUGGGUCUGCUCGACAAAGCCGUCGUCGACCGGCAGCCCGAGAUGGGGAGGGUCUGCUAUCCCAUGUCUCCUCGCAGAGACGGGCACCGGGAUGCACGUCCUCGGAAAGGGCCUCUUGCUCGUGGACGGGGCCAGUCAACUUCAACCGUUUUUUUCUUGCAUGGCGAGCUAA
This is a messenger RNA of Cladocopium goreaui, 210 nucleotides long. The record is from the annotation of a GenBank genome assembly. Lineage: Eukaryota; Dinophyceae; Suessiales; Symbiodiniaceae.